ACUUUAUUUCGGCCCUAAAACCUAACCGCUCGGAGCCCCAAUUGGAUACUGGGCCCUAAUCUCAACCCCCAUCUUCUUCCAGCCCUAAUCCUAACCCUGGUUUCCCUAAACCCAGCCUCAAUCCCCUUAUUCGGGACAAGAGAGGGCGCUUCCCUCCUGGAGAGCAAUCUGUGAGUGACGUGGGUGCCCGGGAUGGGAGCAGGUAUGGACUGUGCAUGGAGUUUGGCCACCUUUGGUGGCCAACCUCCCAACUUAAGCUCCCCCUAACCCGCCCGUGCCGCCUGACCGCCCGCUUGGGUCACCCUAUGUCCUCACAUUGCAACAACUGAGAGGAAAAGGAGUCCCUAAUAAGGGGCAUCAGUAGAACUGUGUAAUAAACAUAUGUGCUUUGGGUGUGCUUUGAUUGUAUACGUGGUUUGGAGGCUCAUUAUAGCUGUAUACAUUCAUUAUUGUUUAUAACCUGAAGCCCAAUUUUGAUUUUGCAAUUUUUAACCCAUUAAUUGGGACACUUUAUGUUAUUAUGAGGACUUUUUAUGGACUACCAUGGACUCAACCUAAAAGAAAGACAUUUCUUUGAAGAAGCCCAGGGCAUUACAUAAUAUUGUGCAUGUUAUACUCAUGACAAGUAUGUUUACAUGUUUCACGGACUUUGGAUGGCCAAUUUGCCUCACCACUGUUCAUUGGUAUGGUUUUACAAUGUUGAAGUUGAUAAUCUGUUCUCCAACGGUUCCUGAAAGCAACAUGUCUGUGUGCGACCAAUCACAACGGUGUUUUAUAAGGACCUUUGACCCUGAGCAUGAGACUCUUUGUUAUUGGCUAUUUUAGCCGGGAACCCAAAGCAUCAUGGGAAAUGUGGUUCCACUCACACAACACCGCAUGGACUUUUUGUUGAACGCACACCACCUGCUUCGAACUGUAUGUUUGGAUUUUUCUAUGUUUUUAGCAAGCCAGCCUGAUGAAGGUACAUCCAGAACCGAAACGUUGCAACAUUGUAAGGCUUGCAUAUUAAUGUAUUUGUGGUUUAUGGAGUAAAAGCUCAUUAAAGCGCUCUUCAAUCACAUGAAAACGAAGUAAGUUCAUUUUGCUACAUACAGCCGUUAGCCUCUAUUAUUAGGCACAUCAGUGCAAAUACAGUAUAGUUAAGGCUAUUAUACGAGCUUCAAGUAUGCCCCCCUGGUACGAGAACGAGCCGUGGAUCGUGGUGCAACACCGGAGGAGACGGGGGACAGACCGUGGAUGGCCGGACACACGGACACGGUCCCCCCGACGCAGCGACCACACGGCCUACGCCUCGGUUACCAGGAGAGAGCGCGGUGAAGGUGGGAGAGACUUUUUCCACCCGUGGCAGCGAAAAUGGAGCGGAGAGCCACGGAUCGUGGACCGCUACGCUGCCCACCAGAGAGAACGAGCCGAACGGGACCGAAUAACGGACCGGGAAUCAACUCAGCAUAAGCGGUAUGUAAAUUCCUCCCGAACGGGCCGGGCCGAGCCUCCACAGAAGAAAAUACAGUCAGAUGAUCCUGACUUCUCAGCCAAGGUUCGCAUCAUUCAUAAACUCAUUAAGACAGUGCACCACUUGAAAAAUGUUUCGGGGGACAUUCCUCCCCCCUCUCUGAACAAAAUAACCCACAAUCUAAUGACUGUGAUUAAGCCAGCCAUCCCCAAUAGAGACACGCAGGAUUCAAUUGAGGACAAUGCUAAGAGCUGGGCUCAUACAACCAUCAUGAUCCUUCGUGAUCAUUAUAAUGAACGCAUGGAGGAGGCAGUUAAGACUCUUUUGGAGUUUCCUGAACAGGACUGGAGAGGCCCGUUUGAGAUGGCAGCAUCCUGGGCCAAAAGGAAUCUGGGCCGCCGUCUUCAACCUGAAUCUUUGGAGCAAACUGAGGCUAUCAUUGUGGCGAAGCUGACAGAUGUGCAGAUAACUAUUGGAUCAACGGAGCGGAGCAGCACCAUUAAUGAACCACAUCAUCAGCCACAAGUAAAUGAAGAGGUGAGACAUUUGGACAUGGCUGCACCCCUCAUCGAGGUAUCACAAUCAGCUUCUCUGCACACACAACCCACAGUACAGCAGGUCAAUACAGACAGGACUGUUUCUGUCACAGUACAAGUUCAUGCUCCACCCACAGUUAACACCACACCCAAAACUACGACUGCUAAGACGUCUGACCCGAUUGGCGGCGAACAGUCACUCUCCAGCAGGACGGAUGAGGGGAGGGACGGCGAUCCGAGACCUGCCCCUCUUCCUGUGGAUCUACAACAGCCAGGGCCCAAUCAAGCGGCACCGAGAGAUCAGAGAGUGAGGAGAACCCCCAUAGCAUUUCAUGGGAUUUUUUUCUGAGGGGAAAUCAUCCCCCGCCAUUCAGCUUCCACAGAACAUGGAGGUUAUGGACCUCCUGCAGGGGGAAUCCACCCCCAAGAGGACCAGCACAGCUCCAGCUGGACAACAGCUAUGCACCCCGACGAGACAUCCAAGCACAAAGAAAAAGCUCAGAGAGUGGAGACUUCAUACAAAGGAAGCAUCGGUCAUCAUCGGAGACUCCAAUGUGGGCAUGAUUCCUCCUUAUGUGACAGAGGAAGUCCAAAUUGACAUCUUCCCAGGAGCCAAAUGGGGCCAUGCAGAGAUCCUUCUGGAUAAAGCAGACACUGACACAUCGGUGGAGAAGCUGGUUCUAUCCUUCGGCCUGAAUAACAGGCGUCAGAGGGAUAAAAAUGCACCAAUAACGGAGCUGAGAAGGGCGCUGUUGGCAGCCAAAGAAAAAUUCCCCAAAGCAGAUAUUUAUAUCCCAGUGAUUAACUUCUCUUCUGCUCUUCCCAAAACAGAACAAGACACAUUAUUGCACAUAAACAAUUUCAUUACAGGUUUAAAGGAGCACAUUCCUGCUCUACCUGCUGAUAAGUUCAGCACGGAAUCAGAUAAUCUCCGCUGGACUGAUAAGACUGCAGAGCACAUGUUGGAUCAUUGGAAUGAUCAUGUUUAUGGAGCAUCUCCAUGAAACCAAUUUGAGUGACUGAUUUUAUGUGCAUUAUGUAUUUCUGUGCUUGAGGAAGGCUUCAGGUGCCAUUAUGUGAGAUUACAAUCCCAAUACAACCCACUAGAGGGUGCUAUAACUCUAAUUAAGGGAAUUUUCCCCGUCUUUUUACUCUUUUGUCCCCUCUUUUUACAAUUUUGACUGAUAUAGGCCCUUUUAUGGCCGUUCCAUUAUAAACUCCUGGCCAUGAAGCUUUCCCUAACCUUAACCUCUUUUAGUCCCAUGCAGGGACUUUAUUUCGGCCCUAAAACCUAACCGCUCGGAGCCCCAAUUGGAUACUGGGCCCUAAUCUCAACCCCCAUCUUCUUCCAGCCCUAAUCCUAACCCUGGUUUCCCUAAACCCAGCCUCAAUCCCCUUAUUCGGGACAAGAGAGGGCGCUUCCCUCCUGGAGAGCAAUCUGUGAGUGACGUGGGUGCCCGGGAUGGGAGCAGGUAUGGACUGUGCAUGGAGUUUGGCCACCUUUGGUGGCCAACCUCCCAACUUAAGCUCCCCCUAACCCGCCCGUGCCGCCUGACCGCCCGCUUGGGUCACCCUAUGUCCUCACAUUGCAACAACUGAGAGGAAAAGGAGUCCCUAAUAAGGGGCAUCAGUAGAACUGUGUAAUAAACAUAUGUGCUUUGGGUGUGCUUUGAUUGUAUACGUGGUUUGGAGGCUCAUUAUAGCUGUAUACAUUCAUUAUUGUUUAUAACCUGAAGCCCAAUUUUGAUUUUGCAAUUUUUAACCCAUUAAUUGGGACACUUUAUGUUAUUAUGAGGACUUUUUAUGGACUACCAUGGACUCAACCUAAAAGAAAGACAUUUCUUUGAAGAAGCCCAGGGCAUUACAUAAUAUUGUGCAUGUUAUACUCAUGACAAGUAUGUUUACAUGUUUCACGGACUUUGGAUGGCCAAUUUGCCUCACCACUGUUCAUUGGUAUGGUUUUACAAUGUUGAAGUUGAUAAUCUGUUCUCCAACGGUUCCUGAAAGCAACAUGUCUGUGUGCGACCAAUCACAACGGUGUUUUAUAAGGACCUUUGACCCUGAGCAUGAGACUCUUUGUUAUUGGCUAUUUUAGCCGGGAACCCAAAGCAUCAUGGGAAAUGUGGUUCCACUCACACAACACCGCAUGGACUUUUUGUUGAACGCACACCACCUGCUUCGAACUGUAUGUUUGGAUUUUUCUAUGUUUUUAGCAAGCCAGCCUGAUGAAGGUACAUCCAGAACCGAAACGUUGCAACAUUGUAAGGCUUGCAUAUUAAUGUAUUUGUGGUUUAUGGAGUAAAAGCUCAUUAAAGCGCUCUUCAAUCACAUGAAAACGAAGUAAGUUCAUUUUGCUACAUACAGCCGUUAGCCUCUAUUAUUAGGCACAUCAGUGCAAAUACAGUAUAGUUAAGGCUAUUAUACGAGCUUCAAGUAUGCCCCCCUGGUACGAGAACGAGCCGUGGAUCGUGGUGCAACACCGGAGGAGACGGGGGACAGACCGUGGAUGGCCGGACACACGGACACGGUCCCCCCGACGCAGCGACCACACGGCCUACGCCUCGGUUACCAGGAGAGAGCGCGGUGAAGGUGGGAGAGACUUUUUCCACCCGUGGCAGCGAAAAUGGAGCGGAGAGCCACGGAUCGUGGACCGCUACGCUGCCCACCAGAGAGAACGAGCCGAACGGGACCGAAUAACGGACCGGGAAUCAACUCAGCAUAAGCGGUAUGUAAAUUCCUCCCGAACGGGCCGGGCCGAGCCUCCACAGAAGAAAAUACAGUCAGAUGAUCCUGACUUCUCAGCCAAGGUUCGCAUCAUUCAUAAACUCAUUAAGACAGUGCACCACUUGAAAAAUGUUUCGGGGGACAUUCCUCCCCCCUCUCUGAACAAAAUAACCCACAAUCUAAUGACUGUGAUUAAGCCAGCCAUCCCCAAUACAGACACGCAGGAUUCAAUUGAGGACAAUGCUAAGAGCUGGGCUCAUACAACCAUCAUGAUCCUUCGUGAUCAUUAUAAUGAACGCAUGGAGGAGGCAGUUAAGACUCUUUUGGAGUUUCCUGAACAGGACUGGAGAGGCCCGUUUGAGAUGGCAGCAUCCUGGGCCAAAAGGAAUCUGGGCCGCCGUCUUCAACCUGAAUCUUUGGAGCAAACUGAGGCUAUCAUUGUGGCGAAGCUGACAGAUGUGCAGAUAACUAUUGGAUCAACGGAGCGGAGCAGCACCAUUAAUGAACCACAUCAUCAGCCACAAGUAAAUGAAGAGGUGAGACAUUUGGACAUGGCUGCACCCCUCAUCGAGGUAUCACAAUCAGCUUCUCUGCACACACAACCCACAGUACAGCAGGUCAAUACAGACAGGACUGUUUCUGUCACAGUACAAGUUCAUGCUCCACCCACAGUUAACACCACACCCAAAACUACGACUGCUAAGACGUCUGACCCGAUUGGCGGCGAACAGUCACUCUCCAGCAGGACGGAUGAGGGGAGGGACGGCGAUCUGAGACCUGCCCCUCUUCCUGUGGAUCUACAACAGCCAGGGCCCAAUCAAGCGGCACCGAGAGAUCAGAGAGUGAGGAGAACCCCCAUAGCAUUUCAUGGGAUUUUUUUCUGAGGGGAAAUCAUCCCCCGCCAUUCAGCUUCCACAGAACAUGGAGGUUAUGGACCUCCUGCAGGGGGAAUCCACCCCCAAGAGGACCAGCACAGCUCCAGCUGGACAACAGCUAUGCACCCCGACGAGACAUCCAAGCACAAAGAAAAAGCUCAGAGAGUGGAGACUUCAUACAAAGGAAGCAUCGGUCAUCAUCGGAGACUCCAAUGUGGGCAUGAUUCCUCCUUAUGUGACAGAGGAAGUCCAAAUUGACAUCUUCCCAGGAGCCAAAUGGGGCCAUGCAGAGAUCCUUCUGGAUAAAGCAGACACUGACACAUCGGUGGAGAAGCUGGUUCUAUCCUUCGGCCUGAAUAACAGGCGUCAGAGGGAUAAAAAUGCACCAAUAACGGAGCUGAGAAGGGCGCUGUUGGCAGCCAAAGAAAAAUUCCCCAAAGCAGAUAUUUAUAUCCCAGUGAUUAACUUCUCUUCUGCUCUUCCCAAAACAGAACAAGACACAUUAUUGCACAUAAACAAUUUCAUUACAGGUUUAAAGGAGCACAUUCCUGCUCUACCUGCUGAUAAGUUCAGCACGGAAUCAGAUAAUCUCCGCUGGACUGAUAAGACUGCAGAGCACAUGUUGGAUCAUUGGAAUGAUCAUGUUUAUGGAGCAUCUCCAUGAAACCAAUUUGAGUGACUGAUUUUAUGUGCAUUAUGUAUUUCUGUGCUUGAGGAAGGCUUCAGGUGCCAUUAUGUGAGAUUACAAUCCCAAUACAACCCACUAGAGGGUGCUAUAACUCUAAUUAAGGGAAUUUUCCCCGUCUUUUUACUCUUUUGUCCCCUCUUUUUACAAUUUUGACUGAUAUAGGCCCUUUUAUGGCCGUUCCAUUAUAAACUCCUGGCCAUGAAGCUUUCCCUAACCUUAACCUCUUUUAGCCCCAUGCAGGGACUUUAUUUCAGCCCUAAAACCUAACCGCUCGGAGCCCCAAUUGGAUAUUGGGCCCUAAUCUCAACCCCCAUCUUCUUCCAGCCCUAAUCCUAACCCUGGUUUCCCUAAACCCAGCCUCAAUCCCCUUAUUCGGGACAAGAGAGGGCGCUUCCCUCCUGGAGAGCAAUCUGUGAGUGACGUGGGUGCCCGGGAUGGGAGCAGGUAUGGACUGUGCAUGGAGUUUGGCCACCUUUGGUGGCCAACCUCCCAACUUAAGCUCCCCCUAACCCCUAACGACUCACGGACCGCUGCUGUACAGAACCUGUGAUGUCCAGACGGUGUUCCUCUGGUGUUCUGCUGUGAAAAAUUUUGGGUUUAGGGAUUAACAUAGUUGCCAUGGUUUCCUUUCUUCUCUUAUUUGUUGUGUGUGAUCAGGACAAUUCUGGAGAAGAUGGGCCUGCACGGGAAAGUCACCCCCUUGCAGGCCAGAAGACAUGAGAUAACUUUAAAGAAUACAAAGAUUGCAAGUAUCCAGGCUCAGGAGAGGGGGUCAGUGGGAAGCCCACUGCUGCUACUUGGCCCUGGUUUGCCCUCAUGGAUGAGGUGAUAGGACAGAGGCCUUCCAUUAAGCCUCUUGUCCAAAUGUCCUCUGUCCCUGAGGACACUCCAGGGCCAAGCACAACAACAGUGGGUGACCAAAACGACAGCGAUGACGAAGCGGCUCAGCCACCUACGACAGGGAGAAAGAGGAAAAGAGACAGGGAUGAUGAGCUGCUAGACCUCAUCAGAGAGGACAUGAGGCAGCAA
Pelmatolapia mariae (spotted tilapia) is the source of this 7305-nucleotide messenger RNA. RefSeq lists its product as uncharacterized. The record is from RefSeq and is a predicted model, not a curated record. NCBI's taxonomy places the organism in Eukaryota, Metazoa, Chordata, Actinopteri, Cichliformes, Cichlidae. The coding region runs from base 4425 to 5597 and encodes 390 amino acids. The transcript has 2 exons.